Molecule: messenger RNA, 1971 nt
Organism: Durusdinium trenchii
Lineage: Eukaryota; Dinophyceae; Suessiales; Symbiodiniaceae
Source: the annotation of a GenBank genome assembly
AUGGCGGACAUCGAGGAUCUCAAGUUGGAAUGUCGCGAGAUUCCAUCCGGCAGCGAUCGUGGCUCUUCGAGCGAUUCCUAUGACAGUGAUGACUCAUCCUCCUCGUCCUCCUCUGGAAGACGCCCGGGCAACAAGCGUCGCAUGCGCUCCCGAGAGAGGCAGAGAAAGCGAGCGCCUCCGCGCAAGACCUGCCGACAUCGGAGCGGGUCGUCUUCUUUGGAGCGCCCACCGGGCACAUGGAGGCUGAGGUCUAGAGCUCGUUCCGAGGACUUCAGACGCUCCAAGAGCCGCGAUCAUUCAUUUGACCGUCGUGACCGUCGCUCUCCGGACUGCCGCGGCCGCGACCGUCGCUCUCCAGACCGGUGCGACCGUCGCCGGGAGCGCUUCGACCGCUACGACCGGCGCAUUCCGGAGGAUCGGCGGAGGUUCGACGACCGCCGCAGCCUGCCUCGCCGCCCGCGGAGCGACUCGCCGCGGCGCUUCCGCCAGCGUCAAGCGCGGGAUGUGCCGCCCCCGAGCGACAAGCCUCGACGCUUCGGUAUGAAAGUCAUGGAGGAAGAUCGCCAGGUGGCCGGGCGGAACCCUCCGCUGAUCAUCUCUUGUUCUCGACGAACUGAUGUACCUUGGGGCUUCUUGCGACAAUACCUCAAUGGCUUUGAAGAUGGCUUCAUGUACAUUGCUUCUGGUCCUCGGAAGAACCCGAUUGUGCGGGCGGUGUGCGUGCAGCCAUACAAUCCUCAGACUGGCAAGGGGGUGAUGUGUAUCAGUUGGUGGUCCAAGAAUUACAAGAAGUGGAUUGCUGCGUGGCAAAAGCCCGACAGUGUCUUGCAUCGCUACCCGGUGCAUCUCUUCAAUUACACGAUCAACUCAGAGAAUUUGGCACUGGAGCCUGGUGUGGAUACCAGCUUGACAGAACGCUUGGGGCAGCUGACCUUCCUCGUCCAGACCUUCGGAGCUCAUGCCGUGUCACCGCGCUUCGAUCCCAUCGUCCACUACCGGAACAUCGUGGGGGGGCCGAUCAUGGACAACACCAAGGACUUUGAGGUGGUGGUGCGGCAUAUUGGAAGCUUGGGCGUCGAUCACGUGGUCUUCAGCUUUUGCCAGGCCUAUCCCAAAUCCGUCCGAAACAUGCGAGCUCAAGGCUUAGAGUUGGUGCAGUUGUCCCGUGCCGAGCAGUGCGCGGUCUUGGACAAAUUGAUGCCCGUGGCUCACCGCUAUGGUGUUCAGAUGCGCUGUUGUGGAGACAAGGGCCUCGUGGGGUAUCCAAUUACUCAGAGCGAAACGGAAGGCGCCCUGGCAGCUGCACAACGCGAAGAGCAGAGGAUGCACAGUGCCAACUGUCCGGUGAUUGGUCAAUCAAGGUGUGUGGAUGCCCGCCUCGCAGACCGCAUUGCACGAGAAAAAGGGCUCAAUGUGUUCAUGUCGUUGGCCAAGGAUCUCAGACAGAGGAAGGAUUGUGAAUGCACUCGAUCCACCGAUAUCGGUCAGUACACGCUCCAAUGCCCCCAUGGCUGCGUUUAUUGUUAUGCCAAUCCACUGACCCGGAGAAAGGGCCAGGCUGAGCCGUCACAGGUGACGAACCAGGCUCCUGUGGUCUCUCACCAGCAGCUGCCACCACAGAUGCCGCCUCACCUGCCACCUCAUAUGCCUCAACCUCACAUGCCACAUGCUGGGUACAUGGCACCAAACUAUAUGCCAGGAUUGCCGGGAAUGAAUGGAGUGAUGGCAGGAAUGCCAAUGCCAAUGAUGCAAAUGCAGCAGCAUGCGGCACCAACAGAUCCCUUAGCCGGAGGAUUGCCACCACAUGCAGCGGUCCCACCCCCUCCACCAUUGCCUCAACCCGGAGCCAAUGCCUCCGAUCUUUUGAUGCAUGCCCAAAAGCUCAACUGGCCUGCCGGACUGAUGACAUAUGCAUCAGUGGAACAGGGAGAGGUGCUUGCAAAGAUGGGACUGUGCCAGUCCAGACAGUGA